CUUGCCCCACCCCCCCUUCAGACCUCUUCUCGCCUCAGUUCGCUCCUGCCUUUGCCCCCCCCUUUCUUCUCACUCCCCGCUGGUCCCUCGGCCCCUCCCACCUCUGUGGUCACAUGGGGGCACCGCCGGAUUUAAGCCUAAUCUGCCCAGUGCUCUGCACCGAGGUCUGGCUGUGGGGUGGGCGGCUGAGCUGCUCUCUGGAACCCUGGAAAAGGGGCCUUAGGGUUGCCCACAACCUCCCCUCCAUGAGCUUGGGGCUAGAGGGGUCGUUGGAGGCCCAGCUGGCACUGGAGACUGUUGUCCAGACACUGCAAAGCAGCAUCCUGGGGUCGGGCCAGGAGAAGGGCCUGGGUGUGCGGGACCCGGCCCAGGACUCUCUGCCCGCCCGCAUCAGGGAGAUCGUCACCCGCAACCUCUCCCAGCCUGAGAGUCCAGCCCCGCUGCCGGCCCCAGAGAUGGCAUCGAUGCUGUCGCUGCAGGAGGAGAACCAGCUGCUGCAGCAGGAGCUGUCCCGCGUGGAGGACCUGCUGGCCCAGAGCCGAGCUGAGCGCGACGAGCUGGCCAUCAAGUACAACGCGGUCAGCGAGAGGCUGGAGCAGGCUGUACGGCUGGAGUCUGGGGAGCUGGCAACGCAGGAGCCCAGGGGGCUGGUGCGGCAGAGCGUGGAGCUGCGGAGGCAGCUGCAGGAGGAGCAGGCCUCCUACCGGCGCAAGCUGCAGGCCUACCAGGAAGGCCAGCAGCGGCAGGCCCAGCUUGUGCAGCGGCUGCAGGCCAAGAUCCUCCAGUACAAGAAGAAGUGCUCGGAGAUGGAGCAGCAGGUGCUGGAGAGAUCCACAGAGCUGGAACAGCAGCAGCUGAGGGACACAGAGCACAGCCAAGACCUGGAGAGCGCCCUCAUCCGCCUGGAGGAGGAGCAGCAGAGGAGUGCCAGCUUGGCCCAGGUGAACGCCAUGCUCCGAGAACAGCUGGACCAGGCAAACUCAGCUAAUCAGGCACUGAGUGAAGACAUCCGCAAGGUGACCAGUGACUGGACACGCAGCCGCAAGGAACUGGAGCAGCGGGAAGCAGCAUGGAGGCGUGAGGAGGAGUCCUUCAACACCUACUUCAGCAACGAGCACAGUCGCCUGCUCCUCCUCUGGAGGCAGGUGGUGGGGGUGCGACGGCUGGUCAGCGAGGUGAAGAUGUCCACUGAGAGGGACCUGCUGCAGGUGGGAGGGGAGCUGGCCCGGACCUCCCGAGCUGUCCAGGAGGCGGGCCUGGGGCUGAGCGCAGGCCUGCGGCUAGCUGAGAGCCGGACCCAGGUAGCCCUUGAGAAGCAGGCCCUGCUGCAGGCCCAGGUGGAGGAGCAGCUGCGGGACAAGUUGCUCCAGGAGAAGGACCUGGCCCAGCUACAGGUGCAGAGCAACCUGGACAAGGCUGACCUGAGUGACAGAGUGACAGAGCUGGCCCUGACAGUGGAGCGCCUUCAGAACCAGAAUCUGGAGAAGGAUCGAGUCAACAAAGCCCUCUUGGAGAAGCUUGAAGCUCUGGAAUCCCUGCGUCUCCAGGAGCAGGUGGCCUUGGAGAAUGAGGAUGGGGAUGGGCUGCAGCAGACCCUGAGGGACCUGGCGCAGGCCGUCCUGUCAGAUGUGGAGAGCGGUGUCCAGCUAAGCAGCUCUGAGCACACGGCGGAUGCAUUAGAUGGCAGCCUGCGGGGACUCUCGGGCCCUCGGACCCCAUCCCCGACGCAGCGGCCCUCCCCGGGACGUGGACGUUCCCCCCGCAGAGGCCCGUCUCCCACCUGUUCGGACUCCUCCACGCUUGUGCUGAUCCAUUCUGCCCUGCACAAGCGCCAGCUGCAGGUUCAGGACAUGCGUGGGCGCUACGAGGCCAGCCAGGACCUCCUGGGCACUCUGCGGAAGCAGCUUGGUGACAGCGAGGGUGAACGCCGUGCCCUGGAGGGGCAGCUGCAGCGCCUGCGGGACAAAGCCGAGGGGGCGGCCCAGGCCCAGGAGGAUGCCCAGCGCGAGGCCCAGCGUCUGCGGAGUGCCCUCGACCUCCUGAGCAGGGAGAAGGACAGCCUGGCCCUCAGCCUAAAGGUGGCCCAGCAGCAGGCUGAGGAGCUGCGGCAGGAGCGGGAGAAGCAGCAGGCGGCACAGGAGGAGCUGCGGCGCCAGCGGGACCAGCUGCGGGAAGAGCGCGAGGACUCGGCGCAGGACAGCGCGCGGACGCGCAGGGAGCUCGAGCGCAGCCACAGACAGCUCGAGCAGCUGGAAGCCAAGCGCUCGGGACUGGCGAAGGAGCUGGUGGAGGUGAGGGAGGCACUGAGCUGUGCCACGCUGCAGCGGGACAUGCUUCAGGCUGAGAAGGCCGAGGUGGCCGAGGCGCUCACCAAGGCCGAGGCCGGCCGCGUCGAACUGGAGCUCUCAACAACCAAGCUGAGGGCAGAGGAGGCCUCUCUGCGGGACUCCUUGUCCAAGUUGGGUGCCCUCAACGAGAGCCUCGCCCAGGACAAGCUGAGCCUGAACCGCCUGGUGGCCCAGCUGGAGGAGGAAAGGGCAGCCCUGCUGGGCCGGCAGCGGCAGGUGGAGCAGGCGGCUACCUUGGCGCGGGAGGAGCAGGUGCGGCUGGAGGAGCUGAGGCUGGAGCAGGAGGUGGAGCAGCAGGGCCUGCAGGGCUCCCUGCGGGUGGCCGAGCAGGCGCGGGAGGCCCUGGAGCACCAGCUCCCCGCACUGCGCCAGGAGCGCUGCCGGCUGCAGGAACAGCUGGAUCAGCUCUCCCGGCAGCUGAGCGGGCGGGAGCAGGAACUGGAACAGGCUCGACGGGAGACGCAACGGCAGGUGGAGGCGUUGGAGCGGUCUGCGCGGGAAAAGGAGGCGCUGGCCAAGGAGCGGGCGGGCCUGGCGGUGCAGCUGGCAGCAGCUGAGCGUGAAGGUCGGGCUCUGUCGGAGGAGGCCACACGGCUGCGCUUGGAGAAGGAAACCCUGGAGGGCAGCCUGUUUGAGGCGCAGCGGCAGCUAGUACAGCUCGAGGCUCGUCGGGAGCAUCUAGAAGCUGAGGCACAGGCUCUGCUGCUGGCCAAGGAGACCCUGACUGGGGAGCUGGCAGGCCUGCGGCAGCAGAUAACAACUACAGAGGAGAAGGCAGCUCUGGACAAGGAGCUGAUGGCCCAGAAGUUGGUGCAGGCUGAACGGGAGGCCCAGGCCUCGCUACGGGAGCAGAGGGCAGCCCACGAGGAGGACUUGCAGCGGCUCCAGCGUGAGAAGGAGGUGGCCUGGCGGGAGCUGGAGGUAGAGCGGGCCCAGCUGCAGAGCCAGCUGCAGCGAGAGCGGGAGGAGCUGCUGGCCCGCCUGGAGGCCGAGAAGGAGGAGCUGAGCGAGGAGAUCGCUGCCCUGCAGCAGGAGCGGGACGAGGGCCUCCUGCUGGCUGAGAGUGAAAAGCAGCAGGCCCUGUCCCUGAAGGAGUCGGAGAAGACGGCGCUGUCAGAGAAGCUGAUGGGCACGCGGCACAGCCUGGCCGCCGUCUCCCUGGAGAUGGAGAGGCAGAAGCGAGACGCUCAGAACCGCCAGGAGCAGGACCGGAGCACCGUGAAUGCCCUGACAUCUGAGCUGCGGGACCUGCGGGCCCAGCUUGAGGAGGCUGCUGCGGCUCAUGCCCAGGAGGUGAAGAGGCUGCAGGAGCAGGUCCGAGACCUGGCCAGGCAACGGGAGUCCUGCCUCCGUGAGGCAGAGGAGCUCCGGACGCAGCAGCGCCUGCUGGAGGAUGCCCGAGAUGGGCUGCGGCGGGAGCUGCUGGAGGCCCAGCGCAAGGUGCGUGAGGGCCAGGACAGCCGGGAGGCCCAGCGGCAGGAGGCCGCAGAGCUGAGGCGCAGCCUGGGUGAGGGCGCCAAGGAGCGUGAGGCCCUGCGGAGGUCCAAUGAGGAGCUGCGGGCUGCCGUGAAGAAGGCUGAGAGCGAGCGCAUCAGCCUGAAGCUUGCCAAUGAAGACAAGGAGCAGAAGCUGGCACUCCUCGAGGAGGCCCGGGUGGCCGUGGGCAAGGAGGCUGGGGAGCUGCGGACAGGGCUGCAGGAGGUCGAGCGUUCACGGCUGGAGGCUCGGAGGGAGCUGCAGGAGCUCCGGAGACAGAUGAAGAUGCUGGACAGUGAAAAUGCCAGGCUGGGCCGGGAGCUGGUGGAGCUGCAGGGCCACCUGGCGCUGGGUGAGCGGACAGAAAAGGAGAGCCGACGGGAGGCCCUGGGACUCCGACAGAAGUUGCUGAAGGGCGAGGCCAGCCUGGAGGCUGCGAGGCAGGAGCUCCAGGGAGCCCAGAGGAAGCUGCAGGAGCAGGAGAGCGAGUUCAGGACCCGCGAGCGAGGCCUCCUGGGGUCCCUGGAGGAGGCGCGCGGCGCCGAGAAGCAGCAGCUGGACCAGACCCACAGCCUGGAGCUGAAGCUGGAGGCGGCGCGGGCCGAGGCUGCGGAGCUGGGCGUGCGGCUGAGCGCGGCGGAGGGCCGGGCGCACGGCCUGGAGGCGGAGCUGGCCCGCGCGGAGGCGCAGCGGCGCGCGGCCGAGGCCCAGCUGGGCGGCCUGCGCUCCGCCCUGCGCCGGGGCCUGGGUCUCGGCCGCACGCCCAGCCCAGGGCCGCUGCCCGCGCCCGGAUCCCCCGCGCGCGGCGCGCCCUCCGGAGGAAGCAGAGAAGUGCUCGGCAGUCCCAGCCCCUUGGAGCGCAGCCCUGUGUCCGAGCCCUCCUCCCCAGGACCUGCCACCUCCCCGGCACCUCCAGACCUGGACCCAGAGGUGGUGCGGGGGGCCCUCCGGGACUUCCUGCAGGAGCUGCGGAGCGCCCAGAGAGAACGGGAUGAGCUUCGAGUCCAGACAAGUACUCUGAGUCGCCAGCUGGCUGAGAUGGAGGCCGAGAGGGACAGUGCAGCCUCGAGGGCAAGGCAGCUGCAGAAGGCUGUGGCCGAGAGUGAGGAAGCCCGGCGCAGUGUGGAUGGGCGGCUGAGCGGAGCCCAGGCAGAGCUGGCACUGCAGGAGGAGGGUGUGCGACGCAGUGAGCGGGAGCGCCGGGCGGCGCUGGACCAGGUGGCUGCCCUGGAGCGGAGCAUGCAGGCCACCGAGAGUGAGCUCCGAGCCAGCCAGGAGAGGGUCAGCAAGAUGAAGGCCAAUGAGGCGAAGCUGGAGAGCGACAAGCGACGCCUGAAGGAGGUACUAGACGCCUCCGAGAGCCGCACCAUCAAGCUGGAGCUCCAGCGGCGCUCGCUUGAGGGGGAGCUGCAGCGUAGCCGCUUGGGCCUGAGCGACCGUGAGGCCCAGGCCCAGGCCCUCCAGGACCGGGUGGACUCUCUGCAGAGGCAGGUGGCAGACAGUGAGGUGAAGGCGGGCACACUGCAGCUAACAGUGGAGCGACUGAGUGGGGCCCUGGCCAAGGUGGAGGAGAGUGAGAGGGCCUUGCGGGACAAGGUUCGGGGGCUGACAGAAGCCCUGGCUCAGAACAAUGCCAGCCUCACCAGUACCCAGGACAAGAAUCUGCACCUACAGAAGACCCUGACCGCCUGUGAACAUGACCGCCAAGUGCUCCAAGAACGGCUGGACGCCGCACGGCAGGCAUUAUCUGAGGCCCGGAAGCAGAGCAGCUCCCUGGGUGAGCAGGUGCAGACAAUGCGGGGCGAGCUGGCGGACCUGGAGGUGCAGCGGGCGGAGGCCGAGGGCCAGCUGCAACAACUGCAGGAGGUGUUGCGACAGCGACAGGAGGGCGAGGCCGCGGCCCUGCACGCCGUCCAGAAGCUGCAGGAUGAGCGGCAGCGGCUGCAACGUGCCCUGGCGCAGCUGGAAGCCGAGAAGCAGGAGGUGGAGCGGUCGGCAUUGCGGCUGGAGAAGGACCGGGUGGCCCUCAAGAAAACUCUGGACAAGGUGGAGCGGGAGAAGCUCCGCAGCCACGAGGACACGGUGCGGCUGAGCGCAGAGAAGGGCCGCCUGGACCGCACGCUCACGGGGGCUGAGCUGGAGCUGGCUGAGGCCCAGAGGCAGAUCCAGCUGCUGGAGGCCCAGGUGCUGGCCCUGGGGCAGAACCACAGCCCGGCCCAGCUGGAGGCAGACGAGGAGCAGCAGCAGCAGCAGCAGAGGCUGGAGCUGCAGCGGGAGGUGGAGCGCCUGCGCAGUGCCCAGGUGCAGACGGAGCGCACCCUGGAGGCGCGGGAGCGGGCCCACCGGCAGAGGGUGCGUGGGCUGGAGGAGCAGGUGUCCACACUGAAGGGACAGUUGCAGCAGGAGCUUCGAAGGAGCUCCGCGCCUUUCUCCCUGCCGGCCAUCUCCCCAGAGAAAUGAGCCCCUUCCUGCUGGCGGCCGUGACCAGGACAGGGGGGGCCUCCUCUCCAGCACAAUCACCCGCAGCCUGGGCCCGUUGGGGCCCCAGAGCCCGGCUGGGGUGAGGAGCAGCAGAGGGGGCGGUGCUGAGAGCCACGGCCCCAGUGCUACACCCCCACACCCGCAGCGGCUUCCCAGCGCUUCAGAACCCCCGCGAUCUGUGAGCCCCUCAGUCCAGGCGCCCUCUAGGACCAGCCACUCCACACUGUAGAGGAACCCCUGAAGUGACUAGGGAAGCCAGGGGCUGGGGGCCCCUAGCUAACACUGGAAUAAGGGGCAGAGGAGGGGCCCGGGCAGGGGUCCAGGCCGGCCUCUGAUUUCCCAGAGCCCUCUCUGCCUUUGGCGUGUUCAUCAGGAAAGUCCUACGUUCAGAGUCCCUGUAUUUUUAUACCUUUUUACCAUGUUCAUUGAAAUUGUUGUUUUGUAACGGGAAACCCACUUUUCUAAAAACCCUUUGUGCAGACUCUUCCUUUGCUAUCACUGUGCCCCUCCCCGGUGCUGGAGGGGACGCAGGCGCGACUGGGGAGGCUUUAGGGGGGUCUGUGUGGAGCCGGAAGGAACUGCCCUCUCUCAGGCUGUCGGGUGAGGUGGC
This is a messenger RNA of Talpa occidentalis (Iberian mole), 6915 nucleotides long. It is a transcript of the gene CROCC, whose product is annotated as ciliary rootlet coiled-coil, rootletin. The coding region runs from base 114 to 6284 and encodes 2056 amino acids. The transcript has 37 exons. The record is from RefSeq and is a predicted model, not a curated record. Gene Ontology annotation, biological process: centrosome cycle. NCBI's taxonomy places the organism in Eukaryota, Metazoa, Chordata, Mammalia, Eulipotyphla, Talpidae.